Molecule: messenger RNA, 1428 nt
Organism: Leptosomus discolor (cuckoo roller)
Lineage: Eukaryota; Metazoa; Chordata; Aves; Leptosomiformes; Leptosomidae
Source: RefSeq, a predicted model, not a curated record
CUACCCAGCAGUGGGUUGCUGGCAUUAAUGCCUUUCUCCUUUUCUCUUUAUUUGCCCAAGUUUGUCCACUACCUCCAAUGGUGAGUCAUGGAGACUACAUCUGCCACCCACGGCCUUGUGAGCGUUACAACCAUGGGACGGUUGUGGAGUUUUACUGUGAUCCUGGUUACACCCUCACCAAUGACUACAAGUACAUCACCUGCCAGUAUGGAGAGUGGUUCCCCUCCUACCAAGUAUACUGUGUCAAAACAGAACAAACCUGGCCAAAUACACAGGAGACCCUCCUGACAACAUGGAAAAUAGUGGCGUUCACUGCUACCAGCGUUUUAUUAGUACUGCUACUGGUUAUUUUAGCCAGGAUGUUCCAGACCAAAUUUAAGACACAUUUCCUUCCAAGAGGCAACCAGGAGGGCUCCAUGGGUGACCCCGACUUUGUGGUGGUGGAUGGCAUUCCCGUCAUGCUGCCUUCCUACGAUGAAGCUGUAAGCAGUGGCUUGAAUGCUCUGGCACCCGGAUACUCAGCUACCACAGACCAGGGGCAUAUUUUGCAGACAGAAGAUCAGAAUCCUCCCGCUUACCCCGGCCCCGGGAUUACAGACACUCUGCCUAGCGAAUUUGAGACCUGUGACAGUAGGUCGGGCUCCUCUGAACUGCUCCAAAGUUUGCAUCCGUCCCCGGCAUGCCAAGCGGCAGCGCUUCCUGGUUCAGAUCGAACUGAUGUAUCCCACAGCGCUGCCGGGGACGCCGCAUCCACGAGUCCACGGAUCGAUAUUGCAGAUGAGAUUCCUUUGAUGGAAGAAGACCCUUAGCCUGCACAGACGCGACUUCGUCGUGUUACCCUGUUGGGUGACAAGAAUCAUGAAGAUUUUGAGAUAGAAAAGACUAUCUGUUGAUUUGGGGAGGGUAUUUUCCUACUUAUCAAUCUUCCAUGCAAAGACGUCACCAGAUUGGGUGUACAUCUUAAUUCACAGCAGGGAUAACAGCAUCAGCAUUUGGAGCAGCAGCAGUUUUAUGAAUGAAUCCUGGGGAUUUGAUGAGAGCAGAUGUAGAAAAAGAACUGUGGCUUUUUAGAAAUGAAAUGUGUAUCUGCAUCGCAGAAAGUCAUAUGGUUCUGUAAGAAAUGCUAUUGGAUUUUGAUACUAACUGCCUCACAAAAGCAUGUCAAAGUAUGUAAAUUUGCUUAUAAAGACUGCUUUAAAUGAUCUAUGGACCUCUAGUUUAUGAAGAAUCCUUACAAGUUCAAGAAAUACUAGUACUGAAACAGAAAAAAAAGAGGAAAGGUCCUCUUUGGCUUUCCUACGAUAACCAGGAAGCUUUUGAUUUAGUUGUUGGUGAUUUUGUUUCAGACCAUGUCUGCAGAAAAUAGAACAGAAAUGAUGGGAUUCAUAUAUACUUUGAUGUAUGAUAGAAAUAUAUAUAAAUAUAUAU